Messenger RNA from Anas platyrhynchos (mallard), 8044 nucleotides. It is a transcript of the gene PIK3CD, whose product is annotated as phosphatidylinositol-4,5-bisphosphate 3-kinase catalytic subunit delta. NCBI's taxonomy places the organism in Eukaryota, Metazoa, Chordata, Aves, Anseriformes, Anatidae. Gene Ontology annotation, biological process: phosphatidylinositol-mediated signaling; phosphatidylinositol-3-phosphate biosynthetic process; phosphatidylinositol 3-kinase/protein kinase B signal transduction. Gene Ontology annotation, molecular function: 1-phosphatidylinositol-3-kinase activity; 1-phosphatidylinositol-4-phosphate 3-kinase activity. The record is from RefSeq and is a predicted model, not a curated record. Gene Ontology annotation, cellular component: cytoplasm; plasma membrane; phosphatidylinositol 3-kinase complex.
CGAUACAAGGCUGCAGUUAAUCAGAUUUAGCAGGGAGUCUAGAGGCUGAGUGCAGACUGUGCUGAAUGUGACUUUGUCACUGGAGCUUUCGUGGUGAUGCCCAUUCAUGUCUUUCAGAUAAAUUCCUGGAGCCGCUAUCUUCCUGCAUUUGUGUCUCACCACAUCUUCCAGGCACCUCUGCCUAGGAUUUAGCAGAAGCUCUCUCCUCCUCCUGAAGAGCUGCAUCUGUCUGCUCUCUCACCUGGCUCUAUACAACCUCCUGCAGAGAUCUGUUCCUACAGAACCUGAGCAGAUUUUUUGUAAGCCUGUGCAACGCUUGCAGGUAGAUGCAGGGAGAAGAUUGGUGUUUUGGGAGCAGAAAGCAGCCUCCAUUCCCCACGCCUCCUGACAAAGAGAAAUCACUGGCAGCGUGCACGGGAAGAAGCGGCAGUGAUCAAUAACAGACCAGAGGAAGAGAGAGAUGGUGAAUGAAUAAUGCACGUGGAGGAGCAGUUGGGGCAUGACCUGCUAGCACUGCAUGGCCUGAUUCCAGCCUUAUUGUACACAUUUCCAGAUGAAGAAAGAGCAGGGGCAUGGCUGAGGCUACCGAGGAGCCCUUCCCCAGGAAGGAGUGAAUCCCAAAGCAUUUUCAGUCUCCCCCGUUGUAGCUAAGAAGUGAGCAGGAUGCCCCCGGGCAUUUACUGCCCUAUGGAAUUCUGGUCCAAGGGGGAAAACCAGAACAUCCAGGUGGACUUUCUGCUGCCCACAGGCAUAUACUUGAACCUCUCUGUGUCCUGCAAUGCCAGCUUGGGCACCAUCAAGCAGGUGGUGUGGAAGCAUGCUCAGUAUGAGCCGCUCUACCACAUGCUCAGUGACCCCGAGGCCUACGUCUUCACGUGCAUCAACCAGACAGCUGAGCAGCAAGAGCUGGAGGAUGAGCAGCGGCGGCUUUGUGACAUCCAGCCCUUCCUACCGGUACUGCGGCUCGUGGCUCGAGAAGGCGACAGAGUCAAGAAGCUUAUUAACUCCCAAAUCAGCCUGCUCAUUGGGAAAGGUUUGCAUGAGUUUGAUUCCAUGCAGGAUCCAGAGGUGAAUGAUUUCCGCACCAAAAUGUGCCAGUUCUGUGAGGAGAGAGCAGCAAAGCGGCAGCAGCUCAGCUGGGCAGCUUGGAUGGAGUACAACUUUCCCUUGCAGCUGGAGCCCAUGGCCAAAGGCUUUGGGACUGGACUCUUGCACACCCCCACCAAGAACAUUUUUGUCAACGUCAAGUUUCAGUCUGGUGGGGAGAGCUUCACUUUCCAGAUCGCCCCAGAUGAGUUCCCCAUCACGUUAAUGAGCUACGCUAUCAAGAAGCAGGCUACUGUCUUCCGCCAUGAGACAAUGGAGAGCCCGGAGGACUAUACCCUGCAGGUGAACGGGAAGUACGAAUAUCUGUAUGGAAACUACCCCCUGUACCAGUUCCAGUAUAUUCGCAGCUGCCUGCACCGAGGCCUAACACCCCACCUGACCAUGGUACACUCGUCCACUAUCAUUGCUAUGAGAGAUGAGCAAAUCAACUGCAUUGCCAACACCCCAAAGAUGUCUGCAAAGCCUCCCCCGCUCCCCAAGAAAAAGCCAAACUACGGUUCUCUCUGGUCCUUAGAGCAGCCUUUCUACAUUGAGCUGGUGCAAGGCAGCAAGGUCAAUGCAGAUGAGAGAAUGAAGCUGGUGGUGCAGGCAGGUCUCUUUCACGGCAAUGAGAUGCUGUGCAAAAUGGUGUCAAGCUCUGAAGUGAACGUGUGCUCGGAGCCGGUGUGGAAGCAAAGGCUGGAUUUUGAUAUCAACAUCUGUGAUCUUCCCCGCAUGGCGCGGCUCUGUUUUGCCCUCUAUGCUGUCAUCGAGAAGGCGAAGAAGGCACGCUCCACCAAGAAGAAGUCCAAGAAAGCUGACUGCCCCAUUGCCUGGGUGAAUGUCAUGCUCUUCGACUAUAAGGACCAGCUGAAAACGGGGGAGUGCUGCUUGCACAUGUGGUCCUCCUUUCCAGAUGAGAAAGGUGAACUUCUGAACCCCAUGGGCACAGUACAGUGCAACCCCAACACGGAAAGUGCAGCAUCCUUGGUCAUCUGCUUCCCCAACGUUGCAUCGCAUCCUGUGUAUUACCCGUCAUUUGAGCAGCUGCUGGAGUUGGGCAGGAAUGGAGAACCACCCCGCACUGCACCAGAAGAUCCAGAGGAGAAGCUGCAACUGAAGGAGAUACUGGAGCGGAGGAGCCACACUGAGCUCUAUGAGCAUGAGAAAGACCUGGUGUGGAAGAUGAGAUAUGAUAUCCGUGACCAGUACCCACAAGCUUUGGCAAAGCUCCUUAUCAUCACCAAAUGGAACAAGCAUGAAGAUGUUGCCCAGAUGAUUUCCCUGCUUCAGACCUGGCCAGAGCUGCCUGUCCUGAAUGCCUUGGAGCUGCUGGAUUUCAGCUUCCCUGACCGUUAUGUUGGCUCCUUUGCUAUCAACUCAUUAAAGAAGCUGACAGAUAACGAAUUGUUCCAGUACCUGCUGCAGCUUGUCCAGGUGCUCAAGUAUGAAUCCUACUUAGACUGUGAAUUAACCAAGUUCCUGCUGGAUAGGGCAUUAUCCAACCGUAAGAUAGGCCACUUCCUCUUCUGGCAUCUCAGGUCAGAAAUGCAUGUCCCUGCAGUUGCCUUGAGGUUUGGCUUGAUCCUGGAAGCAUAUUGCAGAGGCAGCACCCAUCAUAUAAAAGUUUUGAUGAAACAGGGAGAAGCACUCAACAAAAUGAAAGCUCUGAAUGACUUUGUUAAAGUGAGUUCUCAGAAGGCCACCAAGCCUCAAACCAAAGAGAUGAUGCAUGUGUGCAUGAAGCAGGAAACUUAUCUUGAAGCACUUUCCCACCUCCAGUCUCCCCUAAACCCCAGCAUUAUCCUCGCUGAAGUUUGUGUGGAUCAGUGCACCUUUAUGGACUCCAAAAUGAAACCUUUAUGGAUUGUUUUUAAUAAUGAAGAGACAAGUGGCGGUGGAGUGGGGAUCAUUUUUAAAAAUGGAGAUGAUCUUCGUCAGGACAUGCUGACUCUGCAGAUGAUCCAGCUGAUGGAUGUUCUGUGGAAGCAGGAGGGCCUGGACCUGAGGAUGACCCCUUAUGGCUGCCUCUCCACAGGAGACAAGACUGGGCUGAUAGAAGUAGUCAUGCACUCAGAUACCAUCGCUAACAUCCAGCUGAACAAGAGCAACAUGGUGGCCACUGCAGCCUUCAACAAGGACGCACUGCUCAACUGGCUGAAGUCCAAGAACCCAGGUGACGCAUUAGAACAAGCUAUAGAGGAGUUCACUCUCUCCUGUGCUGGGUACUGCGUGGCAACAUACGUGCUGGGGAUAGGCGACCGGCACAGCGAUAACAUCAUGAUCCGGGAAACCGGCCAGCUGUUCCAUAUUGAUUUUGGUCACUUUUUGGGGAACUUCAAAACCAAAUUUGGUAUUAAUAGAGAACGAGUUCCUUUCAUCUUAACCUAUGACUUUGUGCAUGUCAUCCAACAAGGAAAAACUAACAACAAUGAGAAGUUUGAAAGAUUCAGAGGUUAUUGUGAAAAAGCCUAUAUGAUUCUGAGGCGCCACGGUCUUCUCUUCCUGCACUUGUUUGCACUGAUGAAAGCUGCUGGCCUGCCAGAACUCAGCUGCUCUAAAGACAUUCAGUAUCUAAAGGAUUCCCUAGCUCUUGGUAAAACGGACGAGGAGGCACUAAAGCACUUCAGACUAAAGUUUAAUGAAGCCCUGCGAGAGAGCUGGAAAACCAAAGUGAACUGGCUAGCACACAACGUAUCCAAAGAUAACAGACAGUAGAGCAACUGAGUCAGCCUGCACACUCGCUCCGAGAGAAUGUAAUGCCACUUGCACUGAAUCCAGCCAUUGUAGACUGUUUUAUAAAGACUGAUGAAUGUUGCUGUGUUCAAGAUCCCUCACCUGCAUUCCCAGAGGUCACACUUUUCUGCAUGACUGAAGAUUGUUGGACUGUCGUCAGCUGCCUAAUCAUGCCUGCUCUAGAUCUUUGGGGGACAAGGGGCAGGCAUGAGGCAAUAAAAUUACUGCACAGUGAAAGGUAGGUAGAUGUACUGUAUCCUUAAGAACUUGUUAAGCUUCAAAUACAUCUUCUAAUGGAAGAGUUUAGGCUGUUGUAACAUCCUUUGAAGAUAUUAAGUGGGCUAAUGUGUCUAUUUUCUUGACAAUUCAGCUGAACACUGAAAAGCUAUCCUAUAGCUCUUAUACUAUAGCUGUUCUUCUAGGCCCCUACCAUUACAGCUCAGAGGCUUUAACUCACUACGUGAUCACUCCUUCUAGCCUGUUUCAGUGUGCAGCAAGGUAGGUCAGUCUAAAUCACCUCUGAAACCUACUUGGGUGAAUUGUUUUACUCUGCAGUGUGACAGGGAAAAAUAUCCAUACUAUUGUAUUACUAUCUCUCUGCUUCAGAGGCCAAAAUGUUCUGAAAGGGAACUGGAGUCCAGCUAUUGCUGUCUAAAAGCUGAUGCUACAAGAACAGGCUUGGGUCAGCCUAAUGUGGGUUAGGUACAUUUGUUUGCUUUCCUAAAUCGGACUUUAGUUCCACCUCAAGCCGUUCCUGGAUUUUUUUUUUCUGUUCAUAAGCCUGAAAACAUUAAGAUUGCAUUUUGAAAAUUGGCAAGUAAUUGGUUGCUACAUGUACCUCCUGUUGGGGUACAUUAGAGCUCGUUGGCCACCUGGCUUCCCUCUACUGCACGCAUGCAGGGCGCUGGCCUACACCUACGUAAUCACUAGGAUACAACACUGUAAUCCAGUGUCAGCUGGGACAGAUGGCACCAUUCUGUGCUUAAGUUAUUUGGCCAGUCUGCCUUCCUGUGUAACGAUAGAGGAGUGCCAGAUGAGUGGGUUUAACACUGAAAAAUUACUUGCAAGAAGUUGCAUCUCAAUUCAUCUUACAAAUUUGUUCUCUGUUCUUUUCCAACACACAUCCUGCUCUCAACUAAGGUACAUGACUUUUUGUCUGUUAUUAGAGCUGGGGUGCAAAGACUCUGUGUCUGUACGGGGUGGUGGAGCCAAAGAGCAAGGUGCAGCCAUCUGUGCUGGUACCUACAGCUGGACAAACUGUUCCAGCCUUCUGCUCUCACGGCUGCCUACGUCUUUUUCCCAGGUGGAACCUCCUCUCCCACAAGGUGCUGUUGUUAAUCAUAUAUUUCUACUCCUGUGUCAUAUUUUUGUUUCCAGCUAGCGUCCUCACCUGGUGGGCAGUUCUGAGCACUGGUGUUGCAAAGGGACAGAUGAACAAGAGCCACUGCUGUCCCUCUGUGCCUCAUGUGAGCACAGUGAGGUGCAUCAAGCAGGCUGCAGCCUAUGGGUCAUGCUGGAAGAUAAGUGAAGUAGUCUGGUUAGUAUCUGCUUCCUUUAGCAGUUCCCUGAGGUGCUUUCUUUCCAUUUCCCUGUGUUCUCUACAACAUCAUGUUCCUAUGAAGGUGCUAUCAUUCCUACAUGUUAAGGAAUGACAAAAUCAUUCAAUUUUCAAGACAUCACUAAAGCUGAAUCAGAUCUUUGAUCGUAUGCCCUUAACUAGAUUGAACAGUGCUAGAUAUCUUUCAAGGUCCCUUCCAAUCCCUAACAUUCUGUGAUCCUGUGAAAUACAGGCUUUUCGUAUCAUGUUUCCUAAGUGACAAGAAAUCCAAAUACUGUCAAACAAUGGUCUACUCUCAUAUAAACUUAGCUUCCAUGACUGGUUUGAAUUAUUUUUGCCUAAAGCUUACACAAAACCAGCCAGUUUCGGACAGAGGCUGAACUGAACUGUUUAUUCUUAGUAGAUUUACCCCUGUUAUGGGGUAAAUUUGAUUCGAUAUUGUUUUUGCAUCCAGCAUCUAGGUACAACUCAUUCUUGACUUUCAGCUCUUUUUAAAACCAGGUACUCCUGGUACUUCAAAAUAAACAAAAUGAUUCCAGGUAAUACUGGCUAAGUCCACUGGUUUUUAAAAAGCACAAGUUCAAACAUAUUUUUCAUAAGCUGCAUAACUAAGUUAAUACUGCCUUAAAGUAACUUCUACCUCUGUAGAAAGUACAAGUAGAUAUAAUGAUGUUUGGUAUGCAUGAAACAACUUUAAUAAAAAAAACCUUUCUUCAUUGUCUAUAUAUACAAACAGAUGAUACCAGAUGAUGGAUUAAAUGUAACAUUGUGGCUCAUUUAAAUUGUUUUACAUACUUAAGGUUUCUUUUCAUGAUAUGAAGUCUAUUCUAUACUGUUAUCUCUAUAUGUGGUAUAAACCAGGUUGCUUCUCAUACAGCACCUCUUUCCAGAAGCCGCAGUUAGACAGCAGACAACUGCUUUAACUUGACACAAUCCUCACUGAUCCCCUUUCAUUACACCUUUCAAAUGACUGUAUGUGACUGAGAUUUGGCAGAACAUGUCAAGAUAGAAUGGUAUGUGCCUUUGUAAUUGACCCAUAUUAUUUACUACACAACCCUCUCUAACAGUUUGUCAGCAUAUUAAGUAAUAUUGAAAGCCUGUUUGCAGCUACAAAAAGCAACUGUUGUGCUGUACUUUCCCUAUGUUACACACCCUAGAUAGCUAGAACCUAAAGCCAGGCUUCGUGUCAACCCAUAGCUAUGCAUUUGACUUAUAACACUAGCAAAUCAGCAUUGGAUAAAUGUGUAUAAACUGACCCUAUCUUGACUGGAGACAGGACUCUAGAAUGGCUGCUGCUUCUGGAGAUUAGACUAAAAGAAGCUUCAAAUGGUCUUUGACUUGUCCUCUGUGAAAGGAAUACUGCCAUACGGUAUAAAUUGCUUUCACUGAUGUGGUUCCCACGUGUAGUAUAUUCCUCACUGUUUUCUUGAACUGAACAGCAGUUAUUGGUCUCAGGUUUCAAACUAAAUCUUAAAGCAGUGGAUCUCUAUUUGUAAAUAUAGUAUUACAAAGCUGAACUGUUUAACAAAUUAUGAGAGUAAUCCAUCUGACAUGUUUUUAGCUAAUAUUUUAAGUAUUAUAAGGAUACUUUUCCUUUUCAGUGCCAGAUUGUAUAGCCUGUUGCUUCACAGGCUAAAAGGGCAUCACAAAGUAGCACUAGGGAUAUGCUCAUCUCUCUUACACCCAAUUAAAAAGUUCCAGUACCGUAAGGACUUGGACAAACACAAGCAUUUCCACAGGGGAGCAGAUUACCAUGUGUCAGCUGCUCCGCCACAACUGACAGCGAGCCUGUGCUUUCACAGGCACUUUUUUCAUUAGGCCACAUCCACAGUGAGAUGCACUGUGAUCACAAUAGGAGGGAACAUGCUACACAUCUGUAAAUGUAAAUGCAAUUUUCUUACACUGCCAUCAACUGAAAAUCCAGGAUCCCCUCUGUCAUAAUGUAGAAAGGCAGUCUUACCUAGCAGGUUCCUUGGUCACUCUUAGGUAAUCUGUUUGCAGGCUCGCAGCAGUUCAUACCCGGUUUUAUAGAAGUACAAAGCAGCAGUGGCUCAUGUCAUCUGUCCUUCAAUUGUACAAGUGCAAUAAAACAAAGUUGUAUCAGAAUAAACUGCUAGAACUGAGCGAUUCCAAAAGUGUUUCUCAAUUCAGCACAGUUUUAGGUAGGUUUUGUAGUCUAGAAAGUUGACUUACCUACAAGUAAGAAUGUCCAUGAGUCAGCGAGUGGACUUCCUCCCUUGUACUCCACUGGAAUAGCAUCUUUAAUGAAAUUCCGAUGGCUGUAUUGGGUCAGCAAAGAGGCUUCUGUCUCUGAUUGACAAAACAGCAGCUCACCUGAUACUUCCCAGCAUGUUGAAUUGUACCGAAGAUUAAAACUUAAAUUACUUUGAAAAAUGUUACAUUUCACUGUAAAUAAGUAACUUCUGAUUUUAUAAAUAUGCUCAAGGUGAUGCCCCUUUCUACUUCUAUUUAUUUAGAGAUGUUUUUUGUGAUUUUUUUUAACUGUAAAAACAGAUUGUGCUUAUUCUGUUGCCUUUGAAAAAAGUAUUUUUUUAAGUCAAAACGUGGUUCUGUAAGAAGAGAAUGUUUACAUGUUUAACUUUUCAGUUGUUUUAGGUACAUGUUUUGUACAACAAAAAGUAAUAAAAAAAAGAUUAAAUUGUA